Molecule: messenger RNA, 1974 nt
Organism: Drosophila innubila
Lineage: Eukaryota; Metazoa; Arthropoda; Insecta; Diptera; Drosophilidae
Product: beta-alanine transporter
Exons: 6
Coding region: 156-1952 (598 amino acids)
Biological process (GO): transmembrane transport
Cellular component (GO): membrane
Molecular function (GO): transmembrane transporter activity
Source: RefSeq, a predicted model, not a curated record
CGGCCACGGGGGGUGGGGCAGCCCCCUCGAUUAGCUCUCGCCCAGCAUAGCAUAGAUAUUAUUCUGGGCCUGGAAGUCCACAAGGCCUCUCUCUUGAUCAGUUGUGCGCGCAUUUGAUUCGGGUGCAGACUAUAUCCCGUACAUCCCGGGGUGCUAUGGAUUUCGAUGAAGUACUUAAGGAGGUUGGAGCUUUCGGUCUCUAUCAGAAGAUUAUCAUCUGCUCCGUCUUGCUACCGGCGGCAUUGCCCUGCGCCUUUCACGCCUACAGUCAGUUGUUCAUUGCAGCCACGCCAGAGCAUUGGUGUCGCAUUCCCGAACUCGAGCCUUGGACUCAGGAUUAUAUAGAACUUGUGAAGAACUUAAGUAUUCCCCGAAACAGACAUGGUUCCUUCGCAGAAUGUUCCAUGUUUGCUCGCAACUACAGUGAAAUGGUGCGCUAUCUGGAAUAUCGCACACCCUACGAACUACAAAGGGAGCAGUCAUCCAAAUUGCUAAGAUUAGAUCAGGAGUCAGUGGUGCCUUGUCAACAUGGCUGGCAUUACGACAGAUCCAUGUAUCCGAGCACAGUGGUUCAAGAGUGGAAUCUGGUCUGCGAUAAGAGCUUCUACGUUACCCUGGCUUUGGUUCUCUUUGGCCUGGGCGGUCUUAUUGGCAACUAUGUGUUUGGUUAUCUGGUGGAUCUGUGGGGUCGUCGACCUUCUUUUUAUGCCUACCUGCUGUUGGAAAUUGUGGCCUGUGCAGCCAGUGCCUUUGCCUGGAACUACUAUUCCUGGCUAGGACUGCGCUUUGUGGUUGGUCUCACUGUACCGGCCAUCCUGGCCAGUCCCUACGUCCUGGCAAUUGAACUUGUGGGUCCCGAGCGUCGUGUUUUCUGCACAAUCGUAUCCAAUAUUGCCUACUCUCUGGGUCUGGUGCUUCUUGCGGGCGUGGUCUAUUUGGUGCGAGACUGGCGAUAUCUUACUCUGGCGGUUUCCCUUCCACUGCUAAUGCUCUUCUCCUGCUUUUUUGUGCUGCCCGAGUCGCCACGCUGGCUGAUGGCUGUGGGGCAGCCAAAGCGUGCUGCAAGGAUUCUCAAGGUCAUGGCUCGUGUUAAUGGUGUUCAUGUAACGCGGGACUUUGUGGAGCGUCUGCAGCAUCGGCUGCUCACAACUCAACCGGCGGCAACCACACACUAUGGCAUCUUGGAUCUCUUUCGCGGCACCAACAUGCGAAGGAAGACGCUGAUUGUGACCCUGAUCUGGUUCGCCAAUACCAGCGUCUAUGUGGGCCUCAGCUACUAUGCUCCGGCACUUGGCGGCGAUGAGAUCUGUAACUUCUUUCUGGCCGGCGCAGUGGAAUUGCCCACUUACUUACUCCUCUGGCCAGGACUUAGUUAUUUUGGACGCCGUUGGAUUCUCUUCAUUUCAAUGCUGAUCGGAGGUGUGGCCUGUGUGGCAACUCUGAUGUAUCAGGAACAGGCGGAUGUGAUGCUGCUCCUGUACUGCAUUGGAAAAAUGGGCAUUUCCUCAGCGUUUGUCGUCCUGCCGCUGCUGGCAUCCGAAUUAUAUCCGACUGUGGUGCGAGGACUCGGCAUGAGCUUCAGUUCCGUGGUGGCCAUGACUGGGCCAAUAUUCAUACCUAUAAUUAACCACAUGGGCCAACAGAUGCUAGUGUUGCCUCUGAUUGUAAUGGGAGCGUUGCUUAUUGUCGGCGGUUUUGCGAGUCUAUUUCUACCGGAAACGCGGGGCAAGAAUCUUCCACAGACUUUGGAGGAAGGUGAGGCAGUCCCGCUUAGUUUCCUACUCUGCUGUUGCACAAAAAAUCGGCAAAGUCAAUGCCAGAACAAAGGAUUGGGCAAAAACAGGAAACUGCCUGAGGAGGCCUCAACAGUUUAUCACCGAGUCGGCGUAGGAGGCUCUGCAACCUGUAAAGUUGUCUGCAGUAUUUGUAAAAAAGAAAUGCGAACUUUGUAAUAAAUACUUUCAAUAUUGCUUA